Messenger RNA from Corythoichthys intestinalis (scribbled pipefish), 6713 nucleotides. RefSeq names its product NPR3-like, GATOR1 complex subunit (gene nprl3). The transcript has 15 exons. Gene Ontology annotation, cellular component: GATOR1 complex. The record is from RefSeq and is a predicted model, not a curated record. Gene Ontology annotation, biological process: negative regulation of TORC1 signaling; cellular response to amino acid starvation; TORC1 signaling. The coding region runs from base 297 to 2159 and encodes 620 amino acids. NCBI's taxonomy places the organism in Eukaryota, Metazoa, Chordata, Actinopteri, Syngnathiformes, Syngnathidae.
UUAAGGUUACACAAAACAAUUUUUAGAGUUGCGGAAGUUAGACCAACGUGGAAAUUUCUUCUCCUUCUUUGAUCAUUUUGUUUUUUUGUGUUCUAUUUUAUAUUUGACUUUGUUAAAUUCGCGUAGGCAUGCUUCCUUUGUUGUACUUUUUAUGAAAUAUAAAAUAAUUCGCUAUUUCUGGUCUCUGAGUCUGUGAUUGAGAUCCACAUAAAUGGCUUGCCGUUCAUCACAGAAGCGUUUGAAUACACAACUCAGCUGUCCUUUAUAGCAGAGGGUCAGCACAAGACCGGCUCGUGAUGCUAAACCCAUCCGCCGGCGGCGGGUCCGCAGAUGACCAGCGAAAAACGACGGUCACAACGCAGCCCAGAUUCAGCUUGUACAGAGGCCCCCGAUGCGGACACAAGACCAACCCCAUAAGUGUCAUCUUAGUGAGCUCUGGCAGCCGUGGAAACAAGUUGCUUUUCCGCUAUCCUUUCCAAAGAGCCGCCGAGUGCGCGUCUUCGCACCCAGCAAAACAGCGGAAUCGCUAUGCGCUGAAUACGACCAGAGAAGUUGAAGAUCAGGAUGGAGAUUCAAGGUUCUCCGACAGCAUCCUGGCCACAAUCCUGGCCACCAAGUCGGACAUGUGCGGCAAGCAGUUUGAGCUGAAGAUCGACAACGUACGCUUUGUGGGCCACCCGACUCUGCUGCAGCAUCCUCCCGUUAUUCAGAUGUCUAAGAGUGACCCUUCGCCAAAAAGGGAGAUGCCCACCAUGAUUCUGUUCAACGUGGUGUUUGCUCUCAGGGCAAACGCUGACCCAACAAUCAUCAGCUGCAUGCAAAACUUAUCCCGCCGGAUCGCCAUCGCGCUGCAGCACGAGGAGCGCCGCUGCCAGUACUUGACAAGGGAAGCUAAACUCAUGCUGGCCGUGCAAGAUGAGAUCACCACCGGGAGCGAAACGAAUCCACAGUCACCGUUUAGACAAAUUCUGCCUAAAUGUAAGCUGGCCAAGGACCUAAAGGAGGCGUAUGACAGCUUGUGUACGACCGGUGUGGUGCGGCUGCACAUUAAUAACUGGCUAGAGGUGAGCUUCUGUCUUCCGCAUAAGAUCCACCGCAUCGGCGGCAACUACAUACCCCCUGAGGCCUUGGAGAGCAGCCUUAAAUCUAUUAGGCCGUAUCACGCGCUGCUACUACUGGAAAGCGAGAAGGCGCUGCUGGGCCAGCUUCCAGUGGACUGCUCGCCCGCCAUGAUGCGCCUCAUCAAGACUUGCUCGGCAGUUAAGAACCUGCAGCAGCUGGCUCAAGACACCGACCUAGCGCUGCUUCAGGAUGUGUUUCAAGUUAGGCUGCGCUCCAUCUUGCUUGCUUGGAAACACAUGAUCUUUCAAAUUGCAGCACACCUGGUUUACUGGGGCAAGGCCAUCAUCAUCUACCCUCUGUGUGAGAACAACGUCUACAUGCUGUCUCCUCACGCCAACCUCUACCUGUACUCGCCUCAAGCUGAGCAGUUUGCGCAGCAGUUUCCCGGUCACGACCUUCCUUCCAUGUUGGCCAAAUUCUCCCUACCUGUCUCGUUGGCCGAGUUCAGGAACCCUCUGGAAGCUCCUGCGCAGGAGGCUCAGUUGAUCCAGAUGGUUGUGUGGAUGCUUCAGCGGCGCCUGCUUAUCCAGCUACACACAUACGUCUGCCUCAUGGUGCCCCCUGCUGAGGAAGAGCCCGCUUACAGGGACGACGACUUUCCGUCGGCCACCCGGGUUGGGGGCGGCCGCGGUCUCAGCACUCCGAGCGCGCUCAGCUUCGGCUCCCCAACCAGCAGCGACGACAUGACCCUGACCAGCCCCAGCAUGGACAAUUCCAGCGCCGAGUUGGCCCCAGGUUGCGACGACUCACCACUGAACAAAAGGAUAUUGUUGACCGAGACGCUGCUGGCCAGCCUGUCGGACCACGAGAGACAGUUCAUCCUCAACAUCCCCGCUGCGCAGAACCAGGAGGAUCUCCGGAUGUUUGCCAGGUUGCUGCACUACUUUCGGGGCCACCACCACUUGGAAGAGAUCAUGUACAACGAGAACAUGCGGCGCUCUCAUCUCAAGACGCUCUUGGACAAGUUUCGCAGCGUGCUGGUGGUGACCAAUCAUGAAGAUCCUAUCAUUUCUAUCUUUCAGUCUCCGACAGAGUAGGAGUAACUGAUGAAUAGCACUGAUGUUAAUCUUGUACUCUGCCAUUGAUAGCUAUAGACAACGAGAGCAUUUUAAUUAGGAUGCUUGGGAUUUAAUUAUGUUUCAGCGCCACUGAUGGCAAUAGUUGUCCAAUCCAGCCUUUACCAUUCAAAAUGGAUUGGACGUUUUUUAGCGCCGGAGUUCAUUUAUGAAAUCAUGGACGUCUACGUACAGCGCCGGAGUUAAUUUAUGAAAUCACAGGAAGGUUUUUAAAACAGUAUGAAGUGUGGUGAUAAUAUGCCAAAGCUACUAUAUACAUAUGUGGUCAAUGUAAAAAUAUUUAUAUUUUUAGAGCAACUGGUUCGUCCAUCACCGUCAAAGGCAGCCAAUGAGUUAAAGACAGAGAAAAGCUUGAUUUAUAACAUGAAGAAAGUUUAUUUAUGAUCAUUUAUGAACUAAAUUCAACCCAUAAAUUAUUUUUGUACCAUGUCAAGAUGCCUCAAAUGUUCAGAUAAGUGGAAAUGAUGGGGGGGCCAGAUGUCUUUGGAUUGCGGAGGGGGCACACGCUGUGUAAUGAACUUUCCAUACGUCCACCUCGCGGAUCCCGGAGGUGGGAAGACGACUAAAGACAUCAGACGGGCUGUUUUUGCGCUUUGAAGGGGAGGCGAAGGCGUUCCACACAUCUGUGGAAUCAAUGAGAGCCCAAGUUCACUCAAACCCAAAGUACGGAAGGUUAUUAAAAAGAGACCACCUCGCCCUUAAGUUGAGGUCAGACUGGUUCUGUUGCCUUUCCGCCACUUUGUCCACCACGCUAACGUAAGCGUUCCCACGGAGGUAAAAACGCAGAAGCUUCUUGGCCCACUCUCCGUGGGACUCUAUGCCGAUACGCGGCGCUGCCACCACGUCCUCACGAUGAGUGUCUCCCACGACGGGAUCUGUGUCCUCCAGCCACACUUCCGUGUCGGACGCUAGGUCCCGGCGGUCAAAAUUCCGCGGGACGUCCAGGGCCUGGCACAGUUUGGAAGGGCCGUUGCACAGCUCUUUGUCCUUGAGGGGCCGGGCCCCAUCUUUGCGUUUGGCGGCCCUCAGUUUCCUCAUGACAGGGUGGCCCUGGAGAGGCUCCAGCGAGCGCAGCAGCACAGCGGCGCCGUCGCCUGUAAGAUGUUACAUCACGUUAGGCCUCGUGGCUCCACUCCGUCUCGUUCCACUUGGCUUCAUCUCACACGAUACAUCGGGGGUUCUCCAAACUUUGUUGGUCCUGGAUUUUUUGAAGGAAGGCAUUUUUCUAAAGAGCAAAUUAAACUUUUGUGAAACAGCCUGCAUUUUACAUGUACAUUAUGUUGUUUGAUGAGGUUAAUGAAUUUUUGGGUACGAUAUGAUAAUCUCGUAGUUCUCCAAGUGUGGUAUAAGUACAACUACUAGGGUGCAGGCUCCCUCUAGUGGUACGUAUGAGAUGUUUUUAAUUUUUUAAAAGCAACGCUAGGUAACAUUUUAACCUUAAUAAAAUAUUUUUUAUAACAUUUGUGAUUAUAGGUCGACUGACAAGUUGAAUGACACCUCUUUUAUAUCUCGAGGGGGUCUGUAUCGCUUUCACCUGCAAUAAUUACCUUUGAGGAGGGGUGGCAGGAAUCCUGCUACACAAAAAAACUACAAAUGUGCUGACUGCUUACGCCAUGCGUCACUUCCCCUUUUUACCCAUUCAUUAUAAAGACUGACGUCGGUGCGAACGCUUUCACGCGAAUUCUGCUAAGAUGGCAGAGCAACAAAAGACAAAAAGUUUUGCCCGAAAAGGGGAAAAAAAGGCUACCAGAGGCUUUCACUCGCUGACGUGAUACCCCCCCAGCCCAACCUGACGAGUUGGCUGGGGUGAGGGGGGGUUAUCCAUACUAGGGCUGCAGCUAUCGAUUACUUUAGUAGUCGAUGAAUAUUUAGUUCGAAUAAUCGAGUAAUCGGAUAAGGAACAUAAAAUACCUGAAACCGUAUAAAAAAAUAAAUGAGUUAUGCACAAUAAAAAAACAAUAUGCUAACUUACAAAGUAAAAGUCCGCUAGCUUAAAUGCUAUAAAAUGCUAACUUUUUUUUUUUUUUAAACAAUGGUCUUAAACGGUUCAGACACAUAUUCCCACAAAAAAUGGCUAAAUAUACCUAUACACUAAAUUACAAGGCCACUUUAAUUAAACGAAUACUCGAAGCAGCAAAAUUUUAAUUUGAAUCUUUUUUUCUAAUCGAAUACUCGAGUUAAUCGAUUAAUCGUUGCAGGACUAAUCCACACUAAGACAAACAGUUGUUAACCGUCAUAUGCUAUUGUUUAGCCACAACUGGAUUCAUAUAUUAUCUUAUUACUAGAGAUGCCGAUCGAUCGGGUCUGAUCACAUCAUUUUCAAAGUAUCAGAAUCGGCAAAAAAAUAUUGGCCAUGCCCUUUUUAAAUAUAUAUAUAUAUAUAUAUAUAUAUAUUUUUUUUUUUAAUUAAAUCAUUUUCUAAUUGUAUUUAACGUUACAGACAUAAUGUUUCACUCUUCCAGAGUCUUUAGUUUAGGCUUAAGGUAGGGUUAUCAAAUUUAUCCUUAUAACGGCGGUAAUUCAUUUUUUAAAAAAUGUAUCACGUUAAAAUAUUUAACGCAAUUAAUGUAUGCGCUGCACGACCCACUCACGCGCUCAAUCUGUAACGGCGCCAUUUUACCUAUACAGAGAGAUAAAAGGCAGCAUAAAAUUAGAGUAGAGUGAAUGAAUUUUGGCAGCCUUUGGAGCCUUUUUUUAAUUGGCUAAUACCUUACAAUCCCUCUCCCUACGAUUAGAAAUAUCAUGGGAAGCAAUGUGGGGAAGCAAGGUAGCAAUUGAUCUUUAUCUUAACACCUUAAGUUAUUUGCCAACGCAGAGAAGAUAUAUCACUUGAUAGCACUACGCGCAGUCAUGGUUCCACUUUCCAUCAUGCAUUUAGGCAUGACUACAGUAUCAUUUACUGAAAGCUCAACAAAUACACUAGAUGGCAAUAUUUAGUCACAAUAUACAAAGUCACAUUUAUCCUUUAAGAAUUACAAGUCUUUCUAUCCUUGGAUCCCUCUCACAGAAAGAAUGUUAAUAAUGUAAAUGCCAUCUUGAGGAUUUAUUAUCAUAAUACACAAAUACAGUACUUAUGUACUGUAUGUUGAAUGUAUAUAUUCGUCCGAGUUUUAUUCAUUUUUUUUCUUAAUGCAUUGCUGAAAUGUAUAUGAUUGGGAAGAAUUAUCGGGAAUGAUUGGAAUUGAAUCGGGAACCAAAAAAAGCAAUCGGAUCGGGAAAUAUCGGGAUCGGCAGAUACUCAAAACGAUCGGAUCGGGAGCAAAAAAACAUGAUCGGAACAACCCUUCUUAUUACUAUUUAUCCUUCACACAGCCGCUGAAAAAAAAAAUUGUUUUAUCCAUCUGCAGGUGACCGUGAGAUAAUUAUUUUACGACACUGCGCGCUUGUCCUCAUGGGAAUGUUUUCCUUAAGGCAAAACACUACCGCUUUCGUCCACCGGCGUCGCUAAAAUCGACCAAAACUAAAACGUUACCUAAUGUUGCUUUAAGUACAGUUUGUAUUCAACUAACAAAAAAAAUCACAUUGAAUGUUUAAAAAUGGCUUCCUUCAAAUAUUUGGAAACAAUCUCCCUCCCAGUCAAAAUGGAUUGGACAUUGGCCCUGGUACAUACUUUGUACCAAGGGCGUAAGUUUGCAAAGGGACAGUCGGGACAUAACCCUACCAACUUUUAAGCAACCAUAUUUACAUUAUAUAAUGACUUCAGUUAUAUUGAUAAUUUACACUGUCUUCCCAUAUGUUGUCAGGAUAGAAUUGACCCUACCAUUAUUAAGGGAAUUACAGUACUUUCAUUAUGUUCAGACUUACAUUGACCCCUUUUCACAAGCUGAAUUUUAAAUUCACGUUUGUGACUUGACACCACCCCUCCACACACACACACACACACUCAUUGACACCCUCCUCCCACCGACAGUAAUACAACAUGCCGCCUCCUCCAACACCCUUCAAACAGGAGGGAUAUUAGAAGUUGUUUUUUUUUGCCGCCAGCAACAGCCACUGUAAGUAAUUUGAAAAUGUCAAUGUUGUGUAAGACACCAAUAAUUUUGCUACUGAAAGUCUGACCUGCAUCAGAGUCAGCAUAACAUUAAUCUGCAAAAUUGUAGAACUCGAGGAAGAAGCUGCUUUGAGAGAAAUAUCCUCCUGGAUGUUUUCUACUGUUAACGUUAAUUAAACUGUAAGAAAUCUAGUAAACCAAGGUUUACGCCCUUUUCCCCAGUUUUCAUUUUUAUUUCAUUUAUGUGGUCUUAAUUCUUAAAUCAUCCCAAAGGAGUUUUUUUUUUUGUUCUUGUUGAGUUUGGCUGUGCUUGUGGACAAAAGCAAGUAGUGUUUUACCUGAUGGAAGGCUCCAUUUUUAUGUAUCUUUGUUAUUCCCUAAGUUUUUUUGUUGUAUUUAAUUUGUUUGGAGAAUUUUGAGCGGUAUUAAGACAAAUGUUCAUUUUUUUUAUUUUUUUUUAUUUUUUUUUUUAUUUUUUUUUUGCAUUCCUGGAUACUUAAGAGAUGAUUAACAAGAUUGUAUUU